This is a messenger RNA of Mercurialis annua (annual mercury), 1755 nucleotides long. Its product is annotated as protein FAR1-RELATED SEQUENCE 5-like. Gene Ontology annotation, molecular function: zinc ion binding. NCBI's taxonomy places the organism in Eukaryota, Viridiplantae, Streptophyta, Magnoliopsida, Malpighiales, Euphorbiaceae. Bases 1 to 1755 code for a protein of 584 amino acids. The transcript is spliced from 3 exons. The record is from RefSeq and is a predicted model, not a curated record.
AUGGACAUGGGAAAUCUGUUAGAUGAGGAUCAAGAAGUGCAGAGUCCUUACAUAGAAAGUACGAUCAUUAAUGAAAUAAAGGCGACAGAAAUUGAAGAAGGUCAAAAAUACAAAGACAAGAACACACUAAAGACUAUACUAAGCAUUUACGCGAUCAACAAUCAUUUUCAGUUCAGAUCUUACAAGUCGUGCAAAAUUGAGUACAUAGCAAUAUGCAAUGAGCCUGGCUGUGAAUGGAAAUUGAGAGCGUCGAGAAAUAAAAAAUCAAGUGUAUUCAUUGUGCGAAAAUUUAACAAUGUACACACUUGCAAAGUUGGGGAAAGGAUGGCCGAUAAAAGGCAGGCAACAUAUGAUUUGGUUGGAAACUUCAUAAAGGAUAAGUACUCAAACUUCAAGACUGUUUACACGCCUGCCGAUAUUAUUAGAGAUAUGAAGAAGGAAUAUGGAGUCGAACUAAGCUACCAAACAGCAUGGAGAUCAAAAGAGAGGGGAUUAGAGCUCACGAGAGGACAUCCAGCUGAUUCAUACAAAUUGCUGCCUUCUUAUCUACACGCGCUGAAAACAACAAAUCCCGGGACUGUUGCUGAAUUGGAAACAAGAGAAGACAGAUUUCUUUACGUUUUCAUAUCCUUGAAUGCAUCAAUUAAAGGAUGGGGUUUUUGCAAGCCGAUAAUUGUAGUCGAUGGUACGUUCCUCAAAGCAGCUUAUGGAGGAACUCUUCUAACGGCAGCUACUCAAGAUGCAGCAAAUAAGAUUUUUCCUCUUGCAUUUUGUGUGGUAGAUUCUGAAAACGAUGCUUCGUGGGAGUGGUUUUUUAACAAACUUAGAGAAACAUUCGGCGUGAGGGAAGGAAUGUGCAUUAUCUCGGAUCGACAUGACAGUAUUAAAAAAGCAAUUGAAAACGUAUUCCCGGAAGCACAUCAUGGGAUUUGUACAUACCAUCUUUUCAACAAUGUCAAAGCAAGAUAUAGAAGAGCGAAAGGUGAAAUCAGAGAACAAUUUUUUGGGGCAGCCAAAGCUUACACGAUUGAGCAAUUUGAAAAACACAUGGCGGAACUUGACAAAUUUGACCCCAAAAUAAGGGAGUACCUCACUGAAGUGGGUUUUAAAAAAUGGACGACAGUCCAUUCCACCAGCAAUAGGUAUUCAACAAUGACUUCAAACAUUGCAGAAUCUUUAAAUGCAACAAACAUAGCUGCAAGAGAACUGCCCAUAACGACGAUGCUCGAAUUUCUACGUUCGCUUGUGCAAAAGUGGACUCAUGCAAAUAGAAACUGUGCAAGAUCAUUAAAAACAGAUAUGACAAAAGUGGCUGAGGAUAUAUUGAAUGAAAGCUAUAUUCGAUCUCUGAAUCUGACGGUAAGCCCUGCAAAUGACAAUAUAUAUACUGUCACUAAAACAAAAACUCCCUUCUCGGUCAAUUUGGACACACAGACAUGCUGCUGCCGAAGAUUUCAAACAGACAAAAUACCAUGUGCGCACGCAGUUGCUGUAAUAAGGAAAUACAACAAAGAUCCUUUGUUCUAUUGUUCAAAGUACUACAUGAAGGAGACAUAUGUCAACACGUACAUUCACACUGUGUAUCCAAUGACGAAUAAGUCAACAUGGAAUACACCUCAAGAAGUAAAAGAUAUAAUCGUGCUGCCUCCAGAAUCAAGAACAAAAUCGGGGAGACCGAAGAAGAAACGCAUAGUGGCAGGACAUGAAAAAAGGUCAAAGAAUACAUGCACGCCUGAUGACAUUAUGUUGAUAUGA